GCGUGGGCAUUUCCCUCAACAACGCUGGUCUCAUUGUUAAAUGUCUGGCUGAGGAAAUGCAGAGAAGGAGCAGGACAGACCGUAAAACCACCAGGAAAACAUGAAUGCAGAAUGAUCAACUUUUUUGCGUGAUUUUAAGAGAGUAAUUCAGCUUUCUUUGGAUGUCUGUCUGACAUGAACUUCACUGAAAAGUUACGAAAAUCUUGGAUUGAAGAAACCUUCUUCAGGAGAGAGUGUGUGAAGUUCAUCUCUUCCUCUCGAGAGCUACACAGAUGUGUACCAGUGUGCCAAGUAUGUCAAAGCUUGAUCAGGUGCUGUUGUGGCCGCCUGAUUGGAGAACACAAUUGGGAAGCUUCCAUUUCCCCCAUAUCACUCAAUACUGGUCCUGGACAUGAGGAGGAGAACUGGUCCAUGGAGCUUCACACUAAGCUCAGUAAUACCAAUGCGUAUGGCACAAUCGACUUCCACAACAGCGCCACACGUGUCUGUCGAGCUAAGUAUGCUCGUGUGGCUGUGGACUCAAACCCAGACCUGCUGCUCCAGCUGAUGCUGAGGGAGUGGCAGAUGGAGAGACCCAAGCUGCUCCUGACUGUGCACGGAGGCACAGAAAACUUCACGCUGCCACCUAAAGUGAAGCAAGCUUUCAGCAAAGGACUGAUCACUGCUGCCCUCAGCACAGGCGCGUGGAUACUCACUGAUGGCAUUAAUACCGGUGUGUCUAAGUAUGUUGGUGAGGCAGUAAAAGUAUUUGGGAGCCAUAACCUGAGGAAGAGAAACACAGUUGGGCUCACACCUUGGGGUGUGAUUGACAACAGCAAAGACCUGAUCGGCACAGAUGUGUUCAGGCCCUAUCAGCCACUGCGCCAACCCCUGAGUAAGAGGGCCAGUCUUAAUGGUUUCCACUCCCACUUUUUGUUGGUGGAUGAUGGAACCUUGGGAAAAUAUGGUUGCCAGCAAGGCUUUAGGCGGAAGCUUGAGAAACACAUCCAGCUGCAGAAGAUACACCCUCGACUGAACCAAGGAGUCCCAGUGGUAUGUGUGGUGGUGGAGGGAGGACCUAACAUUGUAUCCACAGUGCUGGAGUGUGUUAGCAGCGUGCCUCCUAUACCCGUGUUUGUGUUUGAGGGAUCAGGCAGGGCUGCUGACCUUCUUGCCUUCUUACACAAGCAAACUGCUAUAAACAGGCAGUUGGAUGCUGACAUUAAAGAUGGCUUCCUCGUUAGUAUUGCAAAUGUGCUUUCAGUAGAGGAGACAGAAGCUUCUCGCCUCUACACUCUCCUCCUGCAGUGUAUGGACCAUAGACAGUCUAUAACUAUUUUUGACUCAGAGUCAGAGGACCAGAUGGGACCAGAUGCAGCCAUUUUGACCUCUUCACUUAAAGGCACAAAUGCCAGUCCAGCAGAGCAGCUAAGUAUAGCCCUAGCAUGGGACAGGGCUGACGUUGCGCAGAAAGAGGUCCUGGUGUCCGGACGGAAUUGGCAGGCUGGUUCUCUGGAGCAGGCAAUGCUGGAUGCUUUGGUGAUGGACCGCGUCAGUUUUGUGAAACUACUCAUUGACAAUGGCAUGACUAUGACCCGCUUCCUUACUGUGCAUCGCCUUGAGGAGCUCUAUAACACGCCUUGUGGCCAAACAUACAACUUCCUCCACUACCUUGUGGAAGAUGUGAAACAGACCUCCCUGCCAGUUGGUUACCGUCUGUCCCUGAUUGACAUGGGCCUGGUGAUCGAAUAUCUCAUAGGAGGGGCAUACCGCAGUACCUACACCCGAAAACAUUUCAGAACUGCCCAUAGUCGCCUACAGCACAAGGAACAGAAUGUUUCAUAUAGAAAACAUCAAGAGAUGACAAUAACUCCUGGUCUCAGCAGUGCACCACUGCUGGUUCCCUUCAACUCCAAUGACCUGUUUGUGUGGGCAGUUCUUCAACAGCGGCAGCAGAUGGCAUUGUUCCUGUGGCAGUAUGAUGAGGAAGCGCUGGCUCGAGCUACAGUGGCCUGUAAGCUUUAUCGCUCCAUGGCCUUUGAGGCUCGGCAGAGCAGCAUGGACGACAACACUGCAGAGCGAUUCAAAGCCUACUCACUUGAGUUUGGGCAGCUGGCGGUGGAUGCCGAUUGUGCAUUUCGUCAGAAUGAGAAGAUGGCCAUGAAGCUGCUGACUUCUGAGAUGGAGGCAUGGAGCCACUUCACCUGUCUGCAGAUGGCUGUCUCCUCAGGCCACAGACCAUUCGUUUCACACUCCUGCACUCAAACCCUUCUCACAGAUCUGUGGACUGGUGCACUCAACAUGAGGAAGAACUCAUUUCUGAAGAUCAUUCUGAGUCUUCUGCUGCCACCUGCCAUCUUGCUGCUAGACUUUAAAAGCCAAGCUGAAAUGUGUCAUGUUCCACAGUCCCAUGAGGCGUCCCUCUUUGACGGCCAUCAUCGUGCACAGCGUGGACAAUCAUCUUCCGAAUCGGGGCACAGUGCAGGGCCACAAAGCAUCACCUUGCUGAUGUUGCAGUCAUUGUCAUGGCUCACAAGAGUUUAUGAAUUCUACACAGCACCUGUUGUCAAGUUCUGGUUCCAUACAAUGUCCUACUUAGCUUUUCUGAUGUUGUUCUCCUAUACCGUCUUGGUGAAGAUGGAAGAUCAACCCAGUGUCCAGGAGUCACUUGUCAUAGUAUACAUAUUGUCCACUGCAGCAGAGAAGAUGAGAGAGGUAUUAAUGUCAGAGCCAAGGAAGCUGAGCCAAAAGUUGAAGAUUUGGUUCUCCGAGUACUGGAAUAUAUCAGACUUCAUUGCCAUCCUCCUCUUCUUGGUGGGAUUGGUGAUGCGUUUGCAAGGACCCUACAGGAGAACUGGACGUAUUUGCUACUGUCUGGACAUAAUCUUCUGGUUUGUCAGGGUGUUGGACCUGCUGGCUGUAAACCAACAUGCUGGCCCUUACCUCACUAUGAUCAUCAAGAUGACCUCAAACAUGUUCUUCAUCGUGGUGAUGAUGGUGAUAGUGCUGCUUAGCUUUGGACUGUCCAGGAAGGCCAUCAUGUCACCAGACGAGGAACCGUCUUGGAGUCUUGCAAGAGAUGUUGUCUUCCAGCCCUACUGGAUGAUUUUUGGAGAAGUCUAUGCAGGAGAAAUAGAUGUAUGUGCUGAUGGUCAGCCAUGCCCUCCUGGUUUCUUCAUCACACCCUUCUUACAGGCGGUCUACAUGUUCGUCCAGUAUAUCAUCAUGGUCAACAUUCUCAUUGCAUUUUUUAACAACAUCUACUUUGACAUGGCAUCAAAGUCCAAUAAACUCUGGAAGUACAACCGUUAUCGCUACAUAAUGACCUAUCAGGAGAGACCGUGGCUGCCUCCGCCAAUUAUUAUGCUUUGUCACAUGACCCUGGGUUUGCGUGCGGCCUACAGGAGUAUUCGUGGAGGUACUCAGCAAGAGGAGAGAGGCUCUGGACUUAAACUCUACCUGUCCAAUGAAGGCCGUAAGAAGCUCCACGAGUUUGAGGAGAAGUGUGUACAAGUCUACUUUCACGAGAAAAACCAAGGUCUCCAGAGCACUCAGACAAACCAGAUGAGAGCUACUGCUGAGAGAGCAGAGGAGAUGUGUGGAAUGGUGGAGGAGGUCUCGGAGAGGGUCAGCUUCAUUCAGGAGAGUGUUUCAGAGUUGGACAGUCAACUGGGCCAGCUGCAGGACCUGCUGGCCCUCACUGUGGACGCUCUUUGCCUGCUUAAUGCUUCUGACAGCUUGCAGAAGGAGGCACAACUUGCCAAAUGUCAGCCAAGCACAACAUCCCGGCACGUUGUCCCUCACAGCUGGACCUUCCCAUACAGAGAGGGAGUAGAAGGUGAUCGAAUCAAUAUGCGACGGUUGACAGCAAAACUGUGUAAAAGUACUCCACCUUCACUCCUGAGGGGUUAUAAUCCAAGUAGACGGACAUCACAGGAGUGUCACAUAGGAGCCAGAGCGAGCAGGGGAGAAAGACAACAAUGCCCUGAGACAGAAGAGGAGGUCAAAGAUGAGGAACGACAUUGUGCAGCUGUACGACAUGCCAGUGGUUUUAAGGCUUUGACUCCCUACAACUCUGGUGGAGCCUCCUUCUGUCCAUCUCCUUCUAGGCUUUGUGACAGAAGCUUAGAGUCACAUCAUAACCUCUGGAUAUGUAAACCAAGCUUUUAUCUGAGUCAGGAGAGUGUUUCAAUGGAAGAAGAGAAAGAGGACCAAGAAGAGGAAGAGCGGCAGGAGACACAUGAACAGCUGUCUAACCUACAACAAUCCAGAACCACCAGCAGCACAGCCCUCCUGUUUCACCCAAAAGACUGUUCUGGGGGUUUAGUAAACCCUACUUUUUUCCUGGAUGAUAAGCAACUAAAUUCUCAAUCCAGACCUUUUAGCAAAAGAGAAAAGACCACGAUGCCGUCCAGUAGGGUGUGUCUGACAAGGGACCGUUGUUACCAUCGCUACUGCAGGUCCCUGUCAUCCAGCAUGGAGAAUAUGACCAUGAGUGGGGCCCCUCGCAGUCCUCAAAGGGGAUCAUUUCCUUCUCUUACUGAACUGCAGAGCAACGACAGUUUGUCAUUUGGUAGGAGCUUUAGUGAUGACACAUCACUGAGAUGCAUUAGGAGGAGAGAUCCUGUUACACUUUAAUGGGCCAAAUCCUCUGAUUUCACUGAGCUCAACACUAGGGAGAGAUGUCAGAAAAAGAAAACUGUCAAGAUACAAGAGAAGAGCACAGUUCCAGCAAGUCUGCAGUCCCAUUUGCCUGACACCAGCUGGAAAAGGCACAGGAGGUUCAGAGAGCAGCCGGCGUGUUGGUCUGGUACCAGCCUCAGUCAGCUUAAUUUGGAACAAACUGGUUUAUUGCAGAAUCAAGUGUUGACCCAUCAUGAUUUCUGGGCUAAAUCUCUCAGCCGCAGGUCCUUAUUGCAAAGCAAUAUUGGCACUGAAGUGAAGUGCUCACCUUUCCAGUCUGCUGAUAAUCUGUACCUACACUGUUCAGCUAUGGAGAGAAACAAUCUGAUGAGACUGGCUCAGACUAUCCUUUUCACACCAGUUUCCAUUCUUGGUCAGAUGAGCGUGUACUGUCUUGAGGAAAUACCUCAAUCCGACGGCAGCCCAAGUGCAGUGUCGUCCUGGUCCUCACAAGGUCUGUCGGCCCUGCUGCAGCCCCUCUCCAGUGAAGAGGGCUCUCUGGACGGGGGUCUAUGCCAAGGCUGCAGGGUGCUGUGUACUUGGGCUGAACAAGAGGUGCUCAGACCUGUUUGGUGUACAAGUCAAGCCUUCAGGCCAGAAGUGGUUUGUGCUUGGCAGAAGUUCCAUGGCAGCACAUCACUUCAGCUUUGUUUAAGGGAGAUCCAGCAGCAGAGAGCAGCCCAGAAGCUGAUGCAGGUGUUUAAUCAGCUUAAACCAUGCGACCUGCACUACUCUCCAAGGUUUCUCGAUGUCUCCCUGAUCCUCUGGAAUUCAAAUGGGCAGUGGCUAACCAUUGAGAGAAACAUGACUGGUGACUUCAGGAAGUACAACAACAACACAGGGGAAGAGAUCACCCCCUGCUGUUUACUUGAAGAAAUGCUGCUAGCUUUCUCCCACUGGACCUAUGAGUACUCGCACAAAGAGCUACUGGUGCUGGAUAUGCAAGGAGUGGGUGAUGAGCUGACUGAUCCCACUGUCAUUAUGGCUGAUAAUCAGAGUGUCACCAGGGGUGAGAUGCAGUUUGGUCCUGAUAACCUGGGAGAUGCUGCCAUCAGUGCCUUCCUGCUGAAACACACUUGUAAUGAUUGCUGCCACAGACUCGGGCUGCCAGAUUUAAGGAGGCGUCCAGACAUCUGCGAGAGCAGCAGCAGCAGCAGCAGCAGCAGCGAGGGAGAGCCAACAUCAGGGAACGAAGAGUGAGAAGACAAAGAAACUGAGGUGUAAUCUUUGACUUGGGAAGUAGGAACAAUCACAUAUGUAUCACCAUAUGUACACAUGUUUUCUCCAAACACAUCUGGUCUGCCUGAUAACUUAGAGGUGUAACGAGGACGGGAGAGGAUCAGAGUUUAUCAUUGACUGAAUGUGUGUCAGUGGACACAUGAGAUUUACUUGAUUUCCUACAGAGUUUGUGAUGAUAAUGAUGAUUAUUAUUUUAAAAUAUACUGACUGUCAAGACAAUGGUAUGCUGGAGGAGUAUUGUUUUAUCUAUUUCAAAAGGGUUGUAAAUCAUUACACAGAAUCCCAUCAUCACAAGAAAUGAAUUUUGCAACCUGUUUUAGAAGCUACCUGCACUAUUUUACAUUUUAAUUGUAAUCCGUAUUUCUCUUGAGGAAAUCCCAACAAUAA
This is a messenger RNA of Thalassophryne amazonica, 6288 nucleotides long. RefSeq names its product transient receptor potential cation channel, subfamily M, member 6 (gene trpm6). NCBI's taxonomy places the organism in Eukaryota, Metazoa, Chordata, Actinopteri, Batrachoidiformes, Batrachoididae. Gene Ontology annotation, molecular function: ATP binding; monoatomic cation channel activity; protein serine/threonine kinase activity. The record is from RefSeq and is a predicted model, not a curated record. Gene Ontology annotation, cellular component: apical plasma membrane. Gene Ontology annotation, biological process: protein phosphorylation; monoatomic cation transmembrane transport; protein tetramerization.